This is a messenger RNA of Osmia bicornis bicornis, 6068 nucleotides long. RefSeq names its product apoptosis-resistant E3 ubiquitin protein ligase 1. Lineage: Eukaryota; Metazoa; Arthropoda; Insecta; Hymenoptera; Megachilidae. Gene Ontology annotation, molecular function: ubiquitin-protein transferase activity. Gene Ontology annotation, biological process: positive regulation of protein catabolic process; protein polyubiquitination; negative regulation of apoptotic process. The record is from RefSeq and is a predicted model, not a curated record. The transcript has 16 exons. The coding region runs from base 1875 to 4664 and encodes 929 amino acids.
AAACAUCGCAUACCAGAUAUAGCAGUUUUCACUGUGGCAUCCAAUGCGUUAAUGGUCCAGUACUCUUGCAGCUGAAUAAUAAAUACCUUCGAUCUGCCAAGCUCGUCGGCUUAAAAUUUAAGCUCUAAAUGAAAGUGUGUCAUCUGUCCAUCGGAUAGAAUCCAUUGACGCAAUAACUGGCCACUUGAUAAAACAUCUCCAUCAAUUUAAUUGCAAAGUUUAAAUCGUUUAAAAUCGUUCAGAUGAGAGGUGUGUAUUUAAAUUGCUGAUCUGACAGGAGAAAAUUCGACGGUCCUUUCAAGGGGAUUUGCGAGUGUUGCACUUCCGUCGACACUGCAGAAAGCAAGAUUGCAUUGCCGAAGAUAAAGUAACGAUUUCAUUCCGUCAGCAAGUAGCUAGCCCGAAUAUGUGCUUUACCCUAUCCUCUAUUGAUCGUAAAUCGUCGGAGAUUAAAUGUGACCAGAUGUCGAGAGCGUCCAAUGCGAACAAGAGCACUUCUUUACGAUCGGGCGACAAGCACGCUUGCAAUUAUUGGAAAAAUCCAAACCGUACACAGUUAAAGGUCCAACGAGUAACUCGAAUGUUGAAAAUUUCAUCGACUACGAGGUAUCGAAUUAAUCAAUCUUGUUUCCGAUGUUACUCAAUUAAUACACAUCAAUUUUUAUGCAAUUUUGAUAUGAUAUAGAACCCGAAUAAGUACGUAUAUUCAACACGUGUUUUCUGGGGGUGAAAACCCCCUGGGUCAUAUAAUGGAAUGGCAAGAUACUGUGGAGCACUUUACCAGCUCUUAACGCAGCCUGAUAAGAAACAUUUAAAAAAACUACCUAUACGAGAGGUCGAAAUCUCCCAUUUUCACCUGGUACCUAAUAGCCGUGGUUCCAUGGAAUCUCUGCAUGUUCGCGUCGACUUUUCCGCAAGAAGGAAGAAAACGCGAAGGACGAGGCACGAUCGUCUGCCUUGGCGUGGUCCGUUACGGAGUGGGAGUGGAGGAACGGGUGGCAAGCAGAGGGUGGCUCUGUGCCGCGUAAUCGUAUCGCAUGCAGUCGUCUAGCGUGAGUCCGCGCGAGUGGAUUGUCGAGGUCGCAUCGCAUCGUCUCCUCGGGUUGUAUCUCGGACGUCGGGGCAUUCUCGCUUCGGCCAAAACAACCCUGUUCGACGAACUCAACCCUUAUACAUUUUGCCACGGUCUCGAUCACGGACAACAAACGUGAGCAUUAUGCGCGUUGCCAGAGGGCGAGUACGCGUGAACCAGCUUACAAACGUCGUACCAGAAAAGGGUGAAAACGGAAACGAGCCUCGGAUGUUCGCGCGUUUACCGAGUCUUUGACACACUGGGUCAAAACUUGAUCCAUAGUAGAAACGAGCCGAUACACGGUCGUAGAACAACCUCGCGUUUUUUUCAUCCCUACCGACCACCAACCCCGUAUCUCCUAUUCUAUUUUACCCUCCGUUCCCUUGAACCCGUUUCUUUUUAACCACCGCGUGUACCCUCGGGACUGCUUAGAACACCCACGACACGUUGAUUUGCUACCCUUGUUACGAGCCACGUAGACAAAAAUAUUGUAGCGAUUGUAAUAUUAUAACGACAAGUGCAACGACGAGGAAGGGUUACGUUUUUUUAUUUGUUCGCAUCUGAAAGAAGCUUCGAAGACGAUCUUAGGUGAACACCACGCUUCUUUCGUCUACUGGCACACGAUUUUUAUUUGUUACGAAGUCUUCGAGUUUGCCACGAUACUCUCUGGUGGACAGACGAUCUUCAGGUGACGAGACGGGAAAGAGUUGACUCAUGACCUCGUGACGAGCGAGCGAUGCGACGGUGAACGAAAGAGAAUGCUCGAUAGUCGGUAAAAGUUGACGAGCCAGGAAGAGGAAUUAUGCCGGACAAAAAUCGAGGCUGCCGGGAUGGACAACGCGACAAAGAUAUCUUUGCCGACGAGAUAUCGUCCAUCGGCAUGUCGCUGCGGCCCAGCGGUAGCGCUUCUUCCGGCAUCUCAACCCUUGCAAGCUGUGGCGAAGUGGACGCGUUGCCAGAAUUACCGGCACAGGACGAGGAACGAUUGCAACGCGCUGCACGUUUGCUGCAACAGAGGCUGGUUUUACGUCAGUGGUUGACGGACCAUGGCCUGCAUAGCCAUUACCAAAAGUUGAUGCAGAUGGAAGUGAUGUCUCUGGAGGACGUGUAUUGGGUGGAGGAGAACACGGUACGGACAGCUUUUGGCAAAGAUCUACAACGAUGGAACGAGGCCAGACAGACAUUGCCUAUUUCAAAGGAAGAUUUAGAAACCCUGAAGGCUGAUCUGUGGAGUGCCGUUGUCAAAAACAGCCAACAUCAAGACGCCUGGACAUGGGGUGGUAUGUUGGUAGUUUCUGUGUCGGUAGCAGGGCUAGUGACCCUGGCUGCUAUGACACAGCCAGCUCUAGCACCGGAAGCAAAACACUCCCUCCUGCAGUAUGUGACUGGAAAGUAUUUAUUACCAAGCAACUGCCGCGUUCACUUUGAAUGGGAUGAGCCACAGCUCGUAGGAGAGACAAUGACUUUUACCGUGAAGUUCUAUCAACGCAACGGCCAACCGUAUCCAAUCUGCGACAAGGACAAUUUAAUCGUAGAAGUCACAGAAGGAACGCGAAAGGUGACUACCCUGAUAGAGUUGGGAGGCACCGAUCCCUUAGCUGCAAACACCGCAGUGGUCAAGUUUACUGUCCGGUAUGCUGGACAAUAUCGAAUAGCUGUACUUAUUGGUUCGUGUCACGUACACGGAAGCCCAUUUCUUAAGAAUUUCCUUCCCGGUCCUCCAGAUCCAAACAAGACCGUCUUCGUACGACAAAGUUCUACGGUAGUUUGUACAGCUAGAAUUGCGCACUCUAUGACGAUAGAGCCACGAGAUGAAUACGAUAAUUUGUGUAUAUUUAGAAACGGCGAUAGUCCUACGGAAGGAUACCAAGUCAAUAUUACUCAGACUGGCAUUGAACCGGAUAAACCAAUGGGAGCGAAUUGUAGUAUACAACUCGAUUAUGGCUCUCCAAUUCAAAGGAUUCGAUUGAAAGUUACCUUUCCGAAGGGUGGUUGUUAUCAUGCAACAGUCAGUUUAGCUGGACUACAAUUGCACAACGGGGAUUUUGACAUCAUUGUACUCGAAAGUGAUGUUGCAAGGAUGGUACACCACAACGUGGCCACAAAAGACCCCGAUAUUUGUUAUGCUGCGAAAUUGUUGGGUAUGCAAGGCGAAAAGUUUUCAAAACCGAAAAAAGUUUUCUGUUUCAUUUCACCCAAACAGCUUACGAUCAAGGAAUAUUUAUUGAGAAUAAUUCCGAAAAGACUAGUUACUUUCAGGCUUUGUCCAUCUACCAAAUUCCAUUUUGAUUGUCCGACUAAUCAUUACGAUGGUUACCAUUCUUUUUCUAUCGACGAUGGAUGUCAACCACCUGUCGAAUUAAUUUCUUUGUACCGAGACAUAAUAGCCGCUACGUUUACGUUGUUCCUUUUGAAAAACAUAGGGGGAAGCGAAACAUUCGCUGACAAGCAAGAUUUCUUUUAUCACGAAGUUCGAAAGCAUCAUCAGAAACAUUGUCAUGAAAAGCUUUCGAUGAAAGUUCAACGGGACAAAUUAUUGGAGUCGUCUAUGAAAGCCAGCAAAGGAUUUUCCGUGAACGAUUGGUGCCGGAAUUUCGAAAUUACCUUUCAAGGGGAACAGGGUGUUGAUUGGGGAGGUUUAAGGCGAGAAUGGUUCGAACUAAUUUGUGCGGCUCUAUUCGAUUCAGGAAACGGCUUAUUCGCUUCCUUUGGAGAAUCACAACAAGCUUUAGUACAUCCUAACAGUAAACGGCCUCAACACCUUAAAUUAAAACACUACGAGUUUGCAGGAAGAAUCGUGGGAAAAUGCCUAUAUGAAUCCGCGCUUGGUGGCUCCUAUCGCCAAUUAGUGCGUGCAAGAUUCACAAGAUCAUUUCUUGCACAAAUCAUAGGCCUCAGAGUGCACUAUAAAUAUUUCGAGCAAGAUGAUCCGGACCUAUACCUGAGCAAGAUAAAAUAUAUUCUUGAGAACGAUGUUGAGGAAAUGGAAUUGUAUUUUGUAGAAGAAGAAUACGAUAAAGACGGUCAAUUAUUAAAAGUAGCUGAACUAAUCCCAGGUGGUAGCAAGAUCCGAGUCACUAACGACACGAAACUGCGUUAUUUGGAUGCACUGGCGCAACAUAGACUCACCAGUUCUAUACGAAACGAAGUAGAACAUUUUUUAAGGGGCCUGAACGAGCUAAUCCCCGAUAACCUUUUAGGCAUAUUUGAUGAAAAUGAACUAGAAUUAUUACUGUGUGGGACUGGAGAAUACAGCGUGGCAGAUCUACGCGCCCAUCAUAUAGCUAAUGGACGUACUCCAGAGUUUCUCAGAGUUCUCGAUUGGUUUUGGACAGCAGUUAGUAACUUCACACGGGAAGAGAUGGCCCGAUUAUUACAAUUCACUACAGGUUGCUCGCAGUUACCACCCGGUGGAUUUCAACAACUAAGUCCACGAUUUCAAAUCACAGCAGCACCAACAUUUGCUAAUUUGCCUACAGCGCACACUUGCUUUAAUCAACUCUGCUUACCCGAUUACGAAUGUUACGAUCACUUUGAACGUGCUUUAUUAUUAGCGAUUAGCGAGGGUACAGAAGGUUUUGGUAUGAUUUAAACGAGAUUAUUUAUCCACUAAUUUCUAGUCUUAUCCUAACAACGAUGUUUAAUUUUUCUUUCAUAUUAUUAACAUAGUUUUACUUAAGAAGAAAAGAUAAUGUAAUUUUCUCUAAAUGAGAAAACCACUUUUAUUGCACACUUUGAUACGUGACUUAGAGAUUAUUGAAAUUAUCCUUUAUUGUGUUUUGCUAAACGACUAUCAAAGAACAAUCCAAUGUUUUAAAACAUAAAAGAUCAACGAUAUAUGUACUGAUAUUUUUACUGGCUUGCGGUAACGUUUUUAUAAAGAGGUGAUACAAAGAGCAAUCUUACAGGAACAUCUAAAUUGCUCAAUUUACUGUAUCAAGGUUUGUUGUAAUAUAAAAGUAUUGUAAAUUUUAAUACUCAUAAAAGUAAGUACGUACACGUUCCUCAAGCCAUGAGAUUCGACAUAUUCAGCUCUACAGUUCUGUCGAAAUGCGAUGAAAUAAAUUUCUUUCCUUUACGUAAUUGCUGCAGUAGAUGAAAAUAGCACAUAAUUCAGUAAAAUCUGAAAAAAUUGUUAUUCAUUUUCCUCUUUUAAGUUUCUUAUAUGCAAUAUUAAAAAAAUACAUACUACUCGACCUCUAAUAUUUUUAUAGAUGUAGUGUCAUUCACACCUUCUUUUUUAAUUACUACGUACGUUUUCUCAUUUGGAAUUUGUAAAAAAUAGCAAGUCAGCGAGUACGAUCAAAUCCAGUCUCAGAAUCGUAGAACAGCAUUAUUUGUUGUCGCGAUUAAUAUAUGCAAUAACAGAUGUUUUAGAACGACUAGCGAAAGUUACAUACUACACCUAUGUACUCAGUACCGAUGUACUCAGAAACAAGUGAAACGAUUUUGUGAUAACAAGAGCGAAUCUUCCAACCGAAAUAUGUGCCGUCUCUUCGCUUCAAGUAAGAUACAAAAAUGAAUCCAUCGUAAUGGUAAAAGUAGAAAAAUGAGGAUACCGCAGAGAUGUUAUCAAACGAAACGAAAAAAUCAUAAUUUUAUCUUGUACUUAAGUACACAAUAAUGAGAAAUGUGAUCAGACACGUCGUAUUUGUGUCACUCGUACGUGGUUACUUAGAUUUUAACGGUCUACUGUAACGUGUUUGGAAAAAAAUAAUGUACCGUGGGCAUCGCUUUAAUUUCUCCUUGUUUUGUCUUUGCUGAAACGUAGACAUUAUGUAAAAUAUGGCUUAGACACGAUUACUUGUACAUAUACAUUUAUCGAUUACCAAAUGCAUUUGUUGUUAUUGCUGUUAUUUCGUAGUUGAACAAAAAAUUAACCUCUAUGGCAAAUUAUCUAACGUUCAGCAGUGCUGACGGUACCUUAUUUUGAUCAUUUUAUCAUGUUACGCGGAAAAGAAACAUGUAAAAUAUAGAUUAAAAAAGUAAAACAGUA